AUCUCGUCGGCGGCAGCAGCGGCGGCCGCAGCGGCAGCAGCCGCCGCGGCCGCAGCCAUGUUACCCAUGCUGCAUCCGAAUCCGUCCUCCUCCUCCUCCCCGACGCCCUCGUGCUCGUCCAGCUCCUCCUCCCAUCAGCCGCCGCUUCACAAUCCGCACGCACACCAUCACCCGCAUCACCACGCCCACCUCAAUGCGCAUCUGCACGGGGGCGUCCCGGGCGCGCUGUCCUCCCCGCCGCCGGCCAAGGUGUCGGCCGAGCUGGUAUCGGGGCUGUCGCACCAUCUUUCCAUCCUUUCGUCCUCCGCCUCCUCGCCGAACUCCUCCUCCACCUCCUGUGCUACGGCGUCGCUGGGCCAUCGGCUUCAGCCGCCCCACCAUCUGUCGCACAACCUGCACGACCAUCACCAUCACUAUCUGCAACAUCACCACCAUCAGCAGCAAGAGCAGCAGCAGCAGCAGCAGCAGCAACAACAACAGCAGCAGCAGCAGCAACAACAACAACAGCAACAACACCAGCAACAGCAGCGCCAUCUACAUCCUGCGCUGGGAUCGCCCCGGCUGUCGCCACUGCACGGCAGCUCCCUGCUCGACCAGCACGCGAGCGCUUGCAGCAUCCCGGGCAGCAUCCACAGCAGCCUAGCGACCCAUCCCACCCACCAGGACAGUGGCCAGCUCGGGUACCACGGGCAUGGCAAUACACACGGCCACCUGUUCCGGUCGUCGUACCGGUCGCUGUUUCGCCAUCCCGAGACGGCAACCAUCGCUGCGCUGCGAUCGUGCAGCUCUCCCACCCACCCGCCACUUGCUACACCUACUUCAGCACCUCCCCCUCCUCCUCCUCCUCCUCCGCCGCCGCCUCCUCCUCCUGCUCCUCCGCCGUCUGGGUCCGGUUCGGGGGGUUCAUCUUCCGCAGCAGGGCCGAACCCGGAGCAAAGCACUGACGGUGGGCCCACUAUCGCUGGUCCACCCUAAAGGCAGGCACGACAACAGCAAUAGGCCACUGGGAGAUUUGUUUUGUUACACUUCAACUGGCAAGCGGGUCGGCGACAAGUCUCGCAAUAGAAGUUGUAACACACGAAAGAUGAAUUAUGAAUAGUUCGAAUCCGACAACUGAUAAGUACCGGUGUACCGUUGAUACAUAUUGACAAACAGCGCAACGGUACGAACGCGGCCUGCUAGUGCCGUGGGUAAGCACAUGGCCUGCCACAUCGUAGUUCGCGCGUUCAAAUCCCAGCCCGCAUUCACGACGGUGCACGGACACGAAUAUAGCAAUACUUUGAUGUUUAUUAUAUUGUGCAGCAACGAUCAUAUUUAAGCGUAGGAGAAUAGAAGGUGUUUAUGUCUCUGUUGAUACCACACAUAUCUUCCAAUUAUCAAGAAGAAGAAGAAAUAAAAAACAGAAUUUUAGGGGCAUUGAGUAACUCAAUACUGAUUAAUUUCUGUCAACUGACAUUGUGCUCAACCAAUUUGUGUUGUUGGUGUGUGGUAUGCUGCAAGAUAUGAUGCCGACCCGUGGGCCAGUUUUGUGGGUGCAAAAACGAAUUAUAGAGGGGCUAGCAGAUACGAAUUUAGAAAGCAAAAAAUAUGAUAUAUAUUUAAAAACAGCAUUGUGUUGUGGUAAAGGAAACGAGGCCGAAACGCGGCAGUAAAAACACAAUAAUCGAAGAAGAUUCUCUUCUAAAUGAACAAAACACACACACACACACACACAAACAGAAAAAAACAGAAUAACAACGCACACACACAGAGUGGAAAAUCAUGUGGAUAGCUCGUAAACAAAGCAAGAAGAUAAGUAAAAAAACAACCCCCAAUUGUGAUAAUACCGUAAUACGUGUUAAUUAAAAAAUUGCAUAUAAACAAAUUAAAAGCAUACGAAUUACUCCCGUGUAUAUGGUAUAUGUAGGAUUGUACAUUCGACCUUAACGCCGUGUGUUGUUUUUUUUUUUUACUUUACUUUUCCUUUUGUUUUUGCUCCCCAUUUCGGAAUCAAAAUCGGCUGCCAUACUGCCCUUUUUUUUGUUGUUGCAAUUUUGGUUGUAUCAUUUUCGCGACUGCGCCUACCCCAGCAGCACGUUUAUUUGUUUUUUAGCGUUAAAAGGCAGCUAACUGUUAUCCAGCGCUGAAAUGGGCUGAACUCUCUUUCCUCCGUAUCGGACGGAAGCGCCCGUACCAGCGGGGGUCGGGGGGUCGGUUGCACA
Messenger RNA from Anopheles coluzzii, 2201 nucleotides. RefSeq names its product myb-like protein AA. The record is from RefSeq and is a predicted model, not a curated record. The transcript has a single exon. The annotation marks the transcript as partial. NCBI's taxonomy places the organism in Eukaryota, Metazoa, Arthropoda, Insecta, Diptera, Culicidae.